AUGAUUCCCCGUUCUCGCCUGUCCGGGCGACUCAUUCUCGAGCGAUCUGCCGCGUACACGUCUCGAUCCUCUGCUUUAUCAAUAUCGCGGAGGUGGGCUUUGUCACCAGCUGCUCAUAGCCGUCACAUCUGUCGAUCCGACCUCCCGGGCCUUCGACCCGGCUUAGUUGGGGCAGCGUUUUCUACGACAGCGAGAUUAAGUAAGAAGGACGACAAAGGCAAAAAGGACAACUUCUUCGAUUCCUCACCCGAGACCCUUACCGAACCCUUAUCAGAAGAGGAGGUCAAGGCAAACUUGGAGAACAAGCGCAAGGAGGCAGACCCAACGGCAGCAGAAGCCAAGUCAGACUCUUCGACAGCAAAAGCUGAUGCUGGGAACAAAUCGCAAGACGGCAAGGCUAGUGGCGCUGCGGGAAGCACCGCGGCUGGUGGCUCUAGUUCCGGGGGAGACAGCUCUGGCGGUGAUGGUGGCAAGAAGAGCAAACGGUCUUCGGAAAAGGCACUGCAAAAGCCGGUUGUGCCAGACGUCUAUCCCCAAGUCCUCGCCAUUCCUAUUGCGCGGCGACCACUGUUCCCGGGAUUUUAUAAGGCUAUUACCAUUAAGGAUCCUAACGUAGCCUCUGCCAUCACGGAAUCCAUCAAGCGAGGCCAACCAUACGUGGGUGCAUUCUUGUUCAAGAACGAGAACGAGGACGAGGACAUUAUCCGCAACGUUGAAGACGUUCACGAUGUUGGUGUUUUCGCCCAGAUCACAAGCGCUUUUCCUAUCCACGGUCAAGAAGGCGCUUUAACAGCUAUUCUCUAUCCUCACCGCCGAAUCAAGCUCUCCAGCCUGGUUCCUCCAAGCACCGCUGAGACAGCGGACAAGAAGCCAGAACCCGAGACUCCAGAAGUCAUUCCCCAACAAACUCCCGCAGAGGAGGAACCCCAGCAGGAGAAGAAGGGAGAUGUCGUUGCUAGCUUCGAAGAGGGAGCCGUUGAGAAGAAACCGGACCAGGUCGCCGAAAAAUAUGAGCCAACGUCGUGGCUGAAACGCUGGCCCGUUAGCCUUGUCAAUGUCGACAAUCUUGCGGACGAACCUUACGACCCCAAGAGCCCCGUUAUUCGAGCUGUCACCAAUGAAAUUGUCAAUGUUUUCAAGGAGGUUGCAACCAUGAACAACCUCUUCCGUGAUCAAAUUUCGACCUUUUCAAUGAGCCAAUCUACUGGAAAUGUGACGUCAGAACCUGGGAAGCUGGCGGACUUUGCUGCUGCUGUAUCGUCUGGAGAACAGAACGAGCUGCAAGAUGUACUCUCCUGCAUGAAUGUUGAGGAACGAAUGCAGAAAGCCUUGAUUGUCCUGAAGAAGGAGCUUAUGAAUGCUCAACUGCAGUCUAAAAUCACCAAGGAUGUUGAGAGCAAGAUUAGCAAGCGACAGCGCGAGUAUUGGCUCAUGGAACAAAUGAAGGGCAUUCGCCGCGAAUUGGGCCUGGAGUCUGACGGCAAAGACAAAUUGGUUGAGAAGUUUAAGGAGAAGGCUGCCAAACUCGCUAUGCCGGAACCUGUUCGUAAGGUCUUUGAUGAAGAGAUUAACAAACUUGCUCAUCUGGAGACUGCUGCAUCAGAGUUCAAUGUCACGAGAAACUACCUCGAUUGGUUGACUCAGAUUCCUUGGGGACGAAGAAGCGCCGAGAAUUUUGGUAUACCCAACGCCAAGAAGGUUUUGGAUGAGGAUCACUACGGCCUGCAAGAUGUCAAGGAUCGCAUUCUCGAAUUCAUCGCUGUUGGCAAGCUUCGUGGUACAGUUGAAGGCAAAAUUCUGUGCUUUGUCGGGCCACCUGGUGUCGGAAAGACCAGUAUUGGAAAGUCAAUUGCUCGAGCUCUAAACAGGGAGUACUACCGAUUCAGCGUUGGCGGCCUUACGGACGUGGCUGAAAUCAAGGGUCACCGGCGUACCUAUGUUGGCGCUCUUCCUGGACGCAUCAUUCAAGCCUUGAAGAAAUGCCAGACGGAAAAUCCGCUCAUCUUGAUUGAUGAAGUUGACAAGAUUGGACGAGGAUAUCAGGGUGACCCGUCUUCCGCGCUUCUGGAAUUGCUCGACCCUGAACAGAACAACUCCUUUUUGGAUCACUACAUGGACGUUCCUGUGGACCUGUCCAAAGUUCUCUUUGUCUGCACGGCCAACAUGACGGACACAAUCCCACGUCCACUGCUCGACCGCAUGGAGCUGAUUACGCUCUCAGGCUAUGUUGCGGAUGAGAAAAAGGCCAUCGCUAACACCUACCUUGCACCCGCAGCCAAGGAUGCUGCCGGCCUCAAGAACGCCAACGUUAACCUCACGGAUGAGGCGAUCGAAGAGCUUAUCAAGUCAUACUGCCGAGAAUCUGGCGUGCGAAACCUCAAGAAGCAAAUCGAGAAGGUCUAUAGAAAGUCUGCGUUGAAGAUUGUCCAGGAGCUCGGCGAGGAAGUUCUCCCCGAAGAGGAAGCCCUGACUGAUGAAGGCAAAGCGGCUUUGGAAGAAAGCCAAAAGAAAGCUGCAGAGGAGGCUGCCGCUAACGAUGAUGCCAAGUCGGACGAGGGCCGGGCUGCCACUGAAGCCGCGGAGGCAGAGGCAACUGAGAAGCCAAGAAAAGCAUUGCAGGUACCCGACUCGGUGGACGUACAGAUUGGAAAGGACAACCUUGUGGACUAUAUUGGACCUCCAGUCUUUACAUCCGAUCGCCUGUACGAUGUGAGCCCUCCUGGUGUCUCAAUGGGUCUGGCCUGGACGCAAAUGGGUGGUGCGGCCAUGUAUAUUGAGUCUAUCCUACAAGCUCCCCUUCGACCGAGCACCCGGCCACAUCUGGAAAUCACGGGCAACUUGAAGAAUGUCAUGAAGGAGUCAACCACUAUUGCCUACUCGUUUUCCAAGGCCUUCAUGGUCAAGGAAUUUCCCGAGAACAACUUCUUUGACAAGGCCAAGAUGCACCUCCACGUUCCCGAUGGCGCUGUCUCCAAAGACGGCCCAUCCGCAGGAAUCACCAUGGCCACAUCCCUCCUUUCCCUGGCUCUAGAUGCCCCCGUUGAUCCUACCGUCGCCAUGACCGGCGAACUAACCCUCACCGGCAAAGUAUUGCGUAUUGGUGGCUUGCGAGAAAAGACAGUCGCCGCUCGUCGAGCAGGCUGCAAGACCAUCAUCUUCCCCAAGGACAACAUGUCGGACUGGCUCGAGUUGCCUCAGAACAUCAAAGAAGGCAUUGACGGCCACGCUGUAGGAUGGUACAACGAGGUAUUCGAGCUCGUCUUCAAAGAUCUCGACCGCGAACAAGCCAACAAGAGCAAGGUCCAAGACGUCAAAAAGGAACGUGACUCCGAAGAAGAUGACUAG
Messenger RNA from Pochonia chlamydosporia 170, 3345 nucleotides. Its product is annotated as ATP-dependent protease La. Bases 1 to 3345 code for a protein of 1114 amino acids. Gene Ontology annotation, molecular function: ATP hydrolysis activity; single-stranded DNA binding; ATP-dependent peptidase activity. Lineage: Eukaryota; Fungi; Ascomycota; Sordariomycetes; Hypocreales; Clavicipitaceae. Gene Ontology annotation, biological process: chaperone-mediated protein complex assembly; protein catabolic process; protein quality control for misfolded or incompletely synthesized proteins. Gene Ontology annotation, cellular component: mitochondrial matrix. The record is from RefSeq and is a predicted model, not a curated record. The transcript is spliced from 2 exons.